Phyllotreta striolata is the source of this 4981-nucleotide messenger RNA. NCBI's taxonomy places the organism in Eukaryota, Metazoa, Arthropoda, Insecta, Coleoptera, Chrysomelidae. The record is from the annotation of a GenBank genome assembly.
GACGCGAAGGAUCCUGCGUGCGGAAAUCAAUAAAGCUGUAGAAAUGUGCCUCGGGAAAUCAAGGAUAACCGCCGUUUAAACUACCGACUUUGUCCACUCGAACCGGAAAAACCUACCCCUAUUUUUUCUCAUCUUUCGCGAUCGGACUGUUCGAACACGAAGCCGCCGAAUAGUAAGUUCAAUCCGGUUGGGACGGCUGGAAAAAUGCGCCGAUUCGCGAUUAAUUACGUCGCUCCACUAGCCCAGUUACCGAGUUUUCCGGAUAAUAAACAGCGCUCCUUCUACGUGUGACAGCGGAUCCUCCAGGCAAAAUGUUCCGAUUCGCGGCGUACUCGAUUUGUUUGUUGUUGAUUUUCUCCAAAUGUUGCCACUUCCAAAAACCGAACGUGGACAAUAAAAAGCACGACGUUUACGUCGCCGGGUUCUUUCCCUAUGGAAGAGGCGUCGAAAAUGCUGGCACAGGUCGAGGUGUUAUGCCCAGUGUUAAGCUGGCUUUGGACCAUGUUAAUGAGCACUCGUCUGUUCUAAGAAACUACAGGCUGCACAUGUGGUGGAACGAUACUAUGUGCAAUGCUGCAGUGGGAGUGAAAGCAUUUUUCGACAUGAUGCACAGUGGCCCCAACAAACUGAUGUUGUUCGGCGCAGCCUGUACUCAUGUCACAGAUCCCAUAGCAAAAGCUUCCAAACAUUGGCACCUAACACAGCUAUCGUACGCUGACACGCACCCGAUGUUCACCAAGGAGAAUUUCCCCAACUUUUUCCGAAUAGUACCGUCGGAGAACGCUUUCAAUUCGCCCAGGCUGUCGCUGCUGAAGCAGUUCAAUUGGACCAAAGUCGGGACGAUAUACCAGAACGAGCCGAGGUACUCUCUGGCCCAUAACAGAUUAGUCGCCGAGCUGGACACGAUGGGCUACCAGGUGCUCGAAACGCAGAGUUUCACCAACGAAGUGAAUUCGGCGCUGACGAAGCUGAAGGAAAAAGACACCCGGAUUAUUUUAGGCAAUUUCAACGAGAAGUGGGCUCGAGAGAUCUUCUGCGAAGCCUACAAGCUGAAGAUGUACGGCAAGAAGUACCAAUGGAUCAUCAUGGGCACCUACACAUUCGAUUGGUGGCAUAAAUUAGACCCGGAAUUCAACUGUACGCAGGAGGAACUGCAAUCGGCUUUAGAGCAAACUAUUUUGACUGAUCUGUUGCCUUUAUCCACCAGCGGGGAAAUCACUAUAUCCGGAAUCACCGCAGACGAAUACAACACUGAAUACGAAUCGCGCAGAGGCAACGAAUACUCCAGGUUCCACGGCUACACCUACGAUGGAAUCUGGGCCUUAGCUUUGGCCAUACAAAACGUAGCUCACAAAGUGAAAUAUUUCCGCAGGAACGAAUCCGUCGUGGAUUUCAGGUAUAGAGAUCCCAUGUGGGAGAGACUGUUUUUGGACGCUUUACACAAUACCAGUUUCGAAGGCGUAACGGGGCCCGUUAGAUUCUACGAUAACGAAAGAAAGGCGAGUAUUCUCUUGAAACAAUUCCAAGAGGGCCAGGAGAUCAAAGUGGGAGAGUACAGUGCAGCAACACAGCACUUAGAUCUGACGUUAGGAGCACCACUCAAGUGGAUAGGGAAGCACCCCCCGAAGGAUAGAACUUUAGUUAUAAUCGAACAUACCAGGGUAAACAAGACUGUUUAUGCGAUAUUAGCAACGUGCGCGGUAUGCGGCAUAAUAAUGGCGAUCGUAUUUCUGGCUUUCAACAUUAAAUUUCGCAAUCAACGUUACAUUAAAAUGUCGAGCCCGCAGCUGAAUAACUUGAUAAUUAUCGGCUGCAUGCUGACCUAUACCAGCGUCAUCUUCUUGGGCUUGGACUCGGGACUGUCCAGCAUCGAUGCCUUUCCGUACAUUUGCACGGCCCGAGCUUGGACUCUUAUGGCCGGAUUCUCCUUGGCCUUCGGAGCUAUGUUCAGCAAAACUUGGAGAGUUCAUUCUAUAUUUACGGACGUGAAGCUGAACAAGAAAGUCAUCAAAGACUACCAGCUAUUUAUGGUUGUGGGGGUUCUGCUUUUCAUCGAUUUAGCCAUCAUGACCACUUGGCAAGUGGCGGAUCCGUUUUACAGGGACACCAAGCAAAUGGAGCGUUACCCUCAUCCAUCGAAUGAAGAUAUAAUCAUAAUUCCUGAGAAUGAAUACUGCGCGUCGGAACACCAGACGAUAUUCGUUGGGUCGAUAUACGCCUACAAAGGUUUGCUGAUGAUUUUCGGAGCUUUCUUGGCUUGGGAAACGCGUCACGUGUCGAUUCCAGCUCUAAACGACAGCCGACAUGUCGGUUUGUCCGUUUACAAUGUUGCUAUUAUGUGCAUUUGCGGCGCCGCAGUCGCUUUGGUGUUGGUAGAUCACCAGGAUGCCAUGUUUUUAAUUAUUGGAGUAUUCGUGAUGUUCUGCACUACAGCAACAUUGUGGCUGGUAUUUGUGCCGAAGAUGCUGGAAUUGAGGCGAAACCCGGCUGGGUCUAUAGACAAAAGGUUCCGGCCGACACUCAGACCGAUGUCGAAAACUAGGAGGGAUUCUAGCGCGUCUGAAUUAGAAUCGAAAAUAAAGGACGUGAAAAGCUUGAAUUCCAAGUAUAGGAAGACCCUCUUGGACAAGGAGUCCGAGUUACAGAUGCUGAUAAGGCGUUUGGGUAACGAAGCGAAGGAAAUACUGGACUCUAGAGAAUCCAUGACUGAUACCAACAGAUUAUCCGUGCCGUUGUUGCGGCGAGAAGCGCCCAGUGCAACAGAAACCAGCGAUUUGACAUCGCUGUGCAGCUUGAGCUCGCAGGACUACGCGUCACUGCAGCGAGCUGAUAGUCAGAACCACCAAAGUCACCAUAGACUCAAAAAAAGGAAAGUAGGUAUCGAAUCACCUAAGCUAGAAAAAUCUCCGCAAAACACAGCGAAAUAUGAGGAAGACCAACCCGAACAGAGACACCUAAACGGGAACCUCAAACAAAACAUCGAACCCACCGAAAUCGACACUGUUUACAACAACGUAAAAGAUGCUGUGCCGCCAGACUACGAAAUUCCACCCCAGCAAACUGACUGUAAGAAAGAAGAGGCCAAAACGAAGACUCCCAUUCACGAGAGACGGAUGUCCCAAUCGUUCGACUCGGGAGCGAUGACGGUAACCCGGAGAAAAUCGAGUUUGAAGGCAGAGUCGUUGCCUGAAGAAGAAACCGCUUGUUACCACGGCAGAACGACGCCCAAGAAAAAACCUGAAUACGGCACUCACGUGGUAUCGAAAAGCGAACUUUGGGAUACGGGCAGUCAGCACAGAUGCAUGAAAAGCCAUCAGAAAAGCAGCAGAGUUAGCAUAUCUCAAGACGAAGACGAUUCCUCGCAUAUCCAUCGAACUGUAUCGGAAAGGAACCGGCACUCAUCGCCAAGGGAAAAGCGGGAAAAAUCCCCGGCGAAGAAGCAACAAGACCAGCAGAAAAUGCCGACGAACAUCAGCAAUCAAAAGUGCAACAAAUUGGGCUAUUUCCAAAGUACUCCUAACGUAAAUUCGUUGAAAACCACGUCUCAACAGCCCAAAAGGGACAAAUCGAUGUACAAUGCUACAUCGGAAAGCGAACUUUUAGACCGAGAGAUUUUACCGAUUUUCCAAAAAUUAUUAACGGAACGCAAUAAAAGCCAGCAUAAUAUAGACUAUUCGUUCGGCAGGUCGUGUCCCAAUAUUUCGAUUAAGUGCGACAUCGUCGAAUAUUUGUAAAUUUAUAUGCCUUCUUAUAAAUGGACUUAGGCUAACUACAUAGGUACAUAUUAGAGACUACAAUUUUAUGAAUGAUUAGAACAACACAGAGAAUAACUGCAUGUAAAGUUAGGUGCAGCAUAUAACCAAAAUAACAAGCAAAAGGAUGGGUAUUAAUCUACAUAUUAUUACGUAAAUAGUUGCGCGCCUUCGCAGGUAAUUUGUAUCAAAUUAAGUCGACAAAAUUUUGUGUAUAAUAAUAGUACAUAGGUAUUAUGUCUUGUCAAUUUAUUAACUUCGUAAGAUUUAAAUAUAGGUGAACGUCCGAUCCUAAAUAUAAUUUCAAUUUUUUACAAAAUUUACAUUCGAAACUUCGUAGAUAGAUAAUAAUCAUCCCCUUGAAUAGUUUUGCAAUGCUCUGUGGAAAUUUUCAGGUGCAUUUAAUUUUUUUUAGAUUAAAAAAUUUCUGAUAGUUUACAUUAGGUUUUGUUAACUUAACAAAUUUGUAUCGCAACGAAUAAUUACACUGCCAAUUUAUUAGUUUGUUUUAGUAUGUAAUUUAUUCUUAGUUAUAAUUUUUUUAAUGUCUCUGUGCAUUGCAAAAAUCAAAUGUACCUAGUCUAAGGCUUUAAAUAAAAUGUAGUUAAUUUUGUAAAUGUUCACUGUAAAUAUUUUUUAACACUUAGAUUAAUUCUGUGUAUUGUACACAAAUCUUGGAAAGAACUUUAAUAUUAAAUUACCUAUGCUCUUUUAGUCGAUUUAUUAAAAAUCUUGAUUAUACAUUUUUGUUAAUGUUAUUAAUAGUUUAAAAUGUUGUUUAAUUGUAAACGCUGUUGAGAAAAGGUAAUAUUAUGUCUAAAAUGUAUCUCAUCAAGAAGGUAGUACAUAUAACUAUGUUAUCCUUAACAAACCAUCCAAUUAUUGUGAAACCUUAUUCAAAUUUUAGAUUAUUAAUAAAUUCUCCCCAAAUUAUUACAUUAAGCAUUUAAUUUAAAUAUUUACAAGUUUAAUACAACUAUUUUGUGGCUACCUAUUAGAAAUUCCUCCUUCUACUAGUUUUCUCAUUUUUUCAUUAAUAUCCUCGGAUUUCUUCUCGGGUGCUACCAACGGUUUUAUCCAAUGGUUUCCAAAAUGCAAGAUAACAGCUGCUCCUACUAAUACUCCUACCAAACCAGCUUUCUUGGAUAAUUGCAAUGCCAUAAUUAAUAAUACGUUGAAAUAAUAAAAUGACUAGAACAUUCUAAUUUUGAAAAAUUAUUAGUAGAAUU